GGUGCGGUGGCUGGCAGUGCCACCUCCAGCCUGCGGGAGCUGACGGCGGCCAGCAGGAGCGCGCCUUUGGCAAAGAAUAUUUCCCAGCUUCCCUAUGGAAAGGCCCUCUACAACUACGAGGGGAAAGAACCCGGCGACCUCAAGUUUAACAAGGGUGACAUCAUCAUGCUGCGCCGCAAGGUGGACGAGAACUGGUACCACGGGGAGCUCAAUGGCAGUCACGGCUUCCUCCCUGCCAGCUACAUCCAGUGCCUCCGACCCUUGCCGCAGGCCCCGCCCCAGGGCAAAGCACUUUACGAUUUUGAGAUCAAGGACAAGGACCAAGACAAGGACUGUCUGACCUUCACCAAGGAUGAAAUUUUGACCGUGAUCAGAAGAGUUGAUGAUAACUGGGCAGAAGGAAUGCUGGGAGACAAGAUUGGGAUAUUCCCUCUCCUGUAUGUGGAGCUCAACGACUCCGCCAAGCAGCUUAUUGAGAUGGACAAGACGUGCUUAGGGGCUGCGUCUGGCUGCGAUGCCUCCUUGCCCUCUGACCCCAGCGCCGCGGCCACUCUGGCCCCAAGGUCCACUUUAAGCAGCACAGGAGCGGUCAGUGCCUUUCAGCGGCGUAUCGAUGGCAAGAAGAAUGCCAAGAAACGCCACUCCUUCACCGCGCUCAGUGUGACCCACAAACCCUCCCAGACCGUGAGCAAUAGGCAUUCCAUGGAAAUCAGCGCUCCCGUGCUGAUCAGCUCCAGCGACCCCCGGGCUGCUGCCAGAAUCGGAGAGGUGGCUCACCUGUCAUCCAGCGCUCCAGCCCAGGACUCCUCCUCUUCUGCCGGAUCAGCCACCCUGGCUGUCGCCCGAGCUGGUGCCGCAUCUGGAGAACAGGCAACAUCUCCCAAAGUCCAGCUGCCCCUCAACGUGUACCUGGCGCUUUACGCCUACAAGCCCCAGAAGAACGACGAGCUAGAGCUGCGUAAGGGCGAGAUGUACCGAGUCAUUGAGAAGUGCCAGGAUGGCUGGUUCAAGGGGACGUCCCUCAGGACUGGGGUCUCAGGAGUGUUCCCUGGAAACUACGUCACGCCUGUCUCCAGGGUUCCUGUAGGAGGGGCUGGACCACCCCGGAAUAAUGUCCUGGGAGGGUCUCCGCUGGCCAAAGGGAUGACCACCACCAUCCAUCCAGGUGGGGGAAGUCUGAGCAGCCCAGCCACUGCCACCAGACCAGCCCUUCCUCUCACUACACCUCAGGCUCAUGCCCAGCACCAGGCAGCCUCUCCCCCGAUGGGCAGUUGUCUGCGGCACUCAGCCCAGCCAGUGGCCAGCCAAGCCCGGAGUACCAUCCCAACAGCUGCCCACUCCUCAGCCCAGGCUCAGGACCGACCAACUGCCACAGUGUCGCCCUUGCGCACCCAGAAUUCUCCAUCCCGCCUGCCAGCUGCCAGCCUCAGGCCCCACUCCGUGGUGUCCCCGCAGCAUGUGCACCAGCCUCCGAUCCAGAUGGUCGUGGGGGCCCAGUGUCCCCGGCCCAUCAUCCCCCUCACAUCAGCAGCGUCAGCCAUCACACCCCCAAAUGUCAGCGCAGCCAACCUCAACGGGGAGGUCGGAGGGGGGCCCAUCAGUGGCCUGUUGACAUCCAGUCCCACCAACACAGGAUGUAAAGCGGAAGAGAAGAAAAAUGAAAAGAAGGAGAAGAAGAGCGGGCUACUGAAACUUCUGGCGGGAGCAUCGACCAAGAAGAAGUCACGGUCCCCACCAUCUAUCUCUCCGACCCACGACCCCCAAGUGGACGCCUCCCUGCAGGGCGCUGUGGGACCCGAAGUGUCCUCCCUGUCCAGCCAUGGGAGAGCAGGCUCCUGCCCCAUAGAGAGCGAGAUGCAGGGCGCCAUGGGAAUGGAGCCCCUGCACAGGAAGACCGGCUCCUUGGAUCUGAACUUCUCCUUGUCCCCUUCGAGGCAAGUGCCUCUUUCCGUGGCUGCUAUCUGCCCCGAGCCCAAGCCGUUGUCCAGAGAGAGGUACCGCGUGGUGGUGUCCUACCCCCCUCAGAGUGAGGCGGAGAUCGAGCUGAAGGAGGGCGACAUCGUCUUCGUGCACAAGAAGCGGGAGGACGGCUGGUACAAGGGGACCCUGCAGAGGAACGGCCGCACCGGCCUCUUCCCGGGCAGCUUCGUGGAGAGCUUCUGAGGCCCGGCCCUCCGCCGGCACCCCUGCUCACCGAGGAUGGAGACUUGCCCCCAGCAGCCCUGGCACACAGCCCCCUGGAGCAGCCUCGUGGGCAGAAGGGCACCACCUUCCUGUAACAGGGAGGGGGCAUGGGGCGAGGCUUCCUCCAGGGCGCGGGGCUAGGGAGGGGUGUUAAGGUAGUGCCUUCUGCCUGCUGCAGCCCCCAACCUCGAGCGCCCCCACACUGGGGUGGUUCUUCAAGGACGUACCAACUCCCCCUCUGUGUGCGUUGUCAAGAAACCCUCUUUCAAAAAGAAGGAGAAGAGGAAAGGAGAGCCGAUGUCAUUGCUGUAACUUAUUGCCGCGCUGCGGUGUUCUGGUUUGCUGCCUAUGCAAGAUGGGGUUGAAGGUUCCUGGGGGCGUUGGCACCUUCAGGCUGGGGCUAGGAGCGGGGGAGUGGGCCCGAGAGCUCACAGAAUGUCUUACUAGGCCGGCCCUGGGGGUCCGGAGGAAGUUGGAGUUGCUAGGUCCCCCUCUCUAUAUACCUCAAUAAGCCGCCCGGGGCCACUCAGCCAGCGUGUUCCCGAAGGAGAGGUGCUCUGCCACAAGGGUGCUGACUGGCCUGUUUGGCUUGGGGAGCCAGUCGCAUGGCUCUUUGGGGGCUGGGGCCACACCCCCGUUUGGCUUUAUCUCCUGCCAAUAUUAGAAGCAACCGCAUUUUGGUUCGGUCACCACUGCCGCCCUUCCCCAUCGCUCGCCUCUUUCUUACCAUCUUAUCUUUCUCAUGUAAAGCUGGUCGAUUUUAUAUAUUUCUAAUAGGUCCUACAUUGCCUAUUUUUCCAUACAUCUGGUGCUGCCUUUUUUGUAAACACUAGGACUUGGUUGAGCUUGAGAGGGGGUGGGGGGCUGGGGCGUCUGUGGCGACAUCAAACAGGCAGAAUUUUUAUAUUUACCAUAUGAAUUUUGGAGUAAGGCCGAGAAGCCCGCAUCCUUAAUAGUAAAAAUGUUGGCUCCUGCCCCGUGGAGUAAGAGAGAAGGCAGGGAGGGAGGUGAGAAUUUGGAAAGAGCCAACUUCUUUAAAACCUUACCCAAACGUUAUGAUUCAAGAAUUGGAAGCAGUGCUAGGAAGGGUCAUUGUCAUGGCCUUUCGUGUGGCAGUAAGGAGAACACGUGAAGGUCCACCCUCGCCCACGAAGGCAGGCUCCCCUCCCUUCGUUAGUGCAGGCAGAGAGAAUGACAGCAACUAGGGGGACCCCACGAUGGCUUCUUGCUGGAGGCAUGUACAGUUUGUACCAUGGUUCAGAUUCACCUCCUGGUGAAGUUUCUGCUUGUUUUGUUUUGUUUUCUUUAAGGACUAAAUACUCCCACACCAGGCCACGCAAACCUUCAUCCGCUAGAGACUUAAAAGAAAAAUCAAGAGGAGCCAGGCCAUUCAAGACACCCUUGCGGGGGGCUGAGAGAAUGAAGCUUACUGGUCAAACCCUAAGAGGAGCUGGGUGAGGGUGGGGAGGAGGAAAGGGCAGCUUUGACUGUGAGCUUUUCAGCCACAUGGCGUGGAAGGAAACGUCUUCGUUCGUACCGCGCUCUCUUCCCACAAGGGGGUCCCUGUCACAAGGCAACUGCAUUAUCAAGGGAUCCACACCUUAACGUGUGAACCGGUGCAAAGCUCCCAUUUGUAACUCCUCUCCCUCCAUCCCUGAACCACUCGGACUGAAAUGAAACUGAAUAAGUUAGCCUUUGGUAACCCAAGCAUCUCCCUGGUCGCAGGGAAGCAGCACAUUCCGGAAGCACGGUGUCUUGCCCGGCAGGGGCCCUUUGAAAUCACAGAACACUUCUUUUCAGAGUUGUUUUUCUGGGACCAGACUUGGCGACGUGUGACUGCCAGGUGGCCACCCUGCUCUCAAGAUCGUGUUUAGAGAAAGGCUCAUUUGCUCAUUCUAGAUGAAAAUAGAUUUAAGAAAUGUGUUUGAAACCAAGAAGAAAAGUCCGGUUUACGCAGAGAGAGCCCUGUUCAUGGAGUUCAUCAGAACCACGGCCACACACUCGCCAUGGCGGCACCAAAUUAGUUCCCAACACCGCAAAUUGUGUGUUCUGCAAACCACGUCAUCGCCAAGAACAGGCAUGAAUUAGCACAAGGACUGACCCGCUUGUUCACCACGAAAGCCAGAAUUAUCUCAGGUUCCAAGAUAACAAGGAAAAUCUGCUCAGAAUGGACUAAUUUGGACACAUUUCUCUUCUAGCUGCUGUUCACGGCGUGGUGGCACUGUGUGUCCAGCCUGUGUUUGACAGAGUAGAGCAACUCCCUGGGGUCUCCAAUACUACAUACUUUGUGGGAACAAAUCACCAUGUCUUUUUUUCCGCCGAGCCUCUGGGUGGGUUCACCCCAUAACCUUUUGGUUAGCAGCUGGUCACUCGAUGGUGCGUACCGGGAAAUGUAACCCAAGGCCUAAUCAGGCUGUGAGGAAAGGCAGGAGGCCAGAACCACCUGAACACCCCAGGGCCUUCCUAGGGGGGGGUUAGGUCAAGUGUGCCCCUGUCUUUGGAGACCCCACUCAGCUCCGUCUGCUGGCAGAGUCAGAGGGUGGCUGUGUUCCCACCUGGGGAGGGAGAAGAACAGCCCACAGCUGCACAAUUCUCUGGAGUCAGGGCCCAGCCUUCCCCUCUGGGUUCCCUGGGAGCCAAGGCCAAGCUUUCAGAGAGCAGGUGAAAGACGCAAGGUGAGUGUUGGAAAAGACAGGCCAAGAACCAAGCUUCAUGAAGAUUGAACCCUCUGGGAAGAGCAGGAGCCCAGGUAGUCUUUUCUUCAGGCCAUCUUGCCUGCAAGGACUCUGCCUGUUAAGAUGAACUAAUGCCUUCGCUUGACACCCGUCAGGCCCAAACGCCCCACCAAGUUAUCCGAGGGAGUCGUGGCGUAACCUCUUGGCACCUAAGGUGCUUUGCUUUCAGAGCACAAGGAGUGGAGACAGCGGGCACCCAGAUUACAGACAGCAGCGCCAGCAGCAGCAGCAGGCAGGUGUCCCUAGAUGGCAUACAUUGAGCGAAGGGCAUGAUGGGAAGCAGGGGAGAUGGUGUGGAAGCACUUCCCAGGGUAAAGGGCACUCACCUGGCCAUCUUGUGAUGUGACAAUUAGUCGUGUGCACCCCAAGCUCAGCUGAGUGACUGAGAAAUUCAUUGUAUUUUUGCACAGUUACACACACACACACACACACACACAAAUGUUUUUGUCAAACACAAAUGUCAGUGUGUGGUUUUGGAAGAGUUGACCGUGAUGACAAAACUAUGAUGCCUGUGUUUCUGAGUCUUUAAAUAAAAACGAACGUGGAGAGAUCUUA
Molecule: messenger RNA, 5474 nt
Organism: Echinops telfairi (small Madagascar hedgehog)
Lineage: Eukaryota; Metazoa; Chordata; Mammalia; Afrosoricida; Tenrecidae
Gene: SH3RF3
Product: SH3 domain containing ring finger 3
Exons: 10
Molecular function (GO): protein binding
Source: RefSeq, a predicted model, not a curated record